Menidia menidia (Atlantic silverside) is the source of this 2272-nucleotide messenger RNA. The record is from the annotation of a GenBank genome assembly. NCBI's taxonomy places the organism in Eukaryota, Metazoa, Chordata, Actinopteri, Atheriniformes, Atherinopsidae.
AACCGGAACACAUUCGUGACGUCACUAAUUACGACCGAUGAGUGUUGCUGGCCCUAGCCUGCUUUAGCUUGGCUAUUUUGUGCUUCUAAAGCUGUAUUAAGCAUGACAUGACAGUGCGCGGGAAUUAUGUUAUCCUGCAAUGCUCCAACAGAACUAAGGAAGCGGUGAUGGCAUAGAGGACAUACGCAGUGCCUAGUCUCCUCCAUCGGGGAGGAGAGGUCUCCUUAGAAAUGGCGACUGAACUUCACGAGACUAUAUUCAUGGCCAAACAGGAACGCCACAAGAACCUGUUCCUGAACUACAAAAACCUCAAUAUUUUCCCGGUAGAGCUGCUGAAAGAUGAAGGAUUGCAGUUUUUGGAAAGACUGUACAUGAAGAGAAACUCGCUCACUUCACUGCCUGACAAUCUUGCUCAGAAGCUCCCAAAUCUCAUUGAGCUCUACUUGCACUCAAACAACUUGGUCCUUAUUCCUGAAGCGAUCGGAAACCUGGCCAGGCUGCAGUCGUUGGACUUGAGCAAUAACGCCCUUCAGCUCCUCUGUCCAGAGAUCGGCCGCCUGAGGUCCCUCCGGCAUCUGCGACUCUCUAAUAACCAGCUUAAAUCUCUUCCUCCAGAGAUCGGCGACCUGCAGGAUUUGGAGACCCUUGAUGUGGCGAUGAACCAGCUGAUGUCUCUGCCAGACCGGCUCCACCGCUGCGUCUCCCUGCAGAACCUGACGCUGGACCACAACAUGCUGAGCCACGUUCCCCGCCAGCUCUGCUGGCUGCACCGCCUCAACCAGCUCUCCAUGGCCGCCAACCGGCUGAUCUUCCUUCCCCUCGAUCUGGGCAGGUCACGAGAGCUACAGUUUGUCUUUGUGGACAACAAUGUGGACCUUAAAGGCCUCCCGUCGUACUUGUAUAACAAAGUGAUCGGCUGCAGUGGGUGUGGCAUGUCCUCUCAGGUGCUGACGGGCGAUCUUGGGGAGGUGCUGGGCGAGGUGCUGACUGAGGCUCUGGAGGGGCUGCCAGCAGAGGUGAAGGUAAUCGGCUCGGGGGCGGAUAAUGUAGUUCCCCUGGAGGAGUUGGCUAUGAGGACUCUGCACCGCAUCUACCGCCACCACCCAGCAGAUCUCAGCUUGAUGCCCCCCAUCAGCCUCCCAAAGAGCCUGCUGGACCUGCUGCAGUUCCCUCUGGGUCACUGUCACCGAUGCAGCCAGGCCAUGUUCACCAUCGUCUACCCCAAACUCUUCCCCCUCCGCGACACCGCUCUGGCAGGAGUGCACCGCAGGACGACUGUGAGUUUUGUGGCCUAUUGCUGCUCCAGUCACUGCCUUCGGACCUUUGAUCUUCAGGGUUGACGCAGUUUCCGUCCGCCUCCACCCUCUUGGCCCCGUCAUCCAUCAGCAGGCAGUGAGUAGGGGGUCUUGUGCAGGGCACCUCAUCACAAUCUGGAAAAGCGCACACAGGCAGAUGUUUGUUGGACUGAUGACGCUGCUCCUGUGGACUCAAGCCGUCCGUGACGUCCUUAGUAACUACGAGUGAAGGAGUUCACCACUUACUACCAGUAUUAGACUUGAAGUCACUAGAAGUAACCUAACUCACAAGCGAGCACUUUGGAAGAGCAAACUCUCUUGAUUCUUGUGAAAUUUUGGAGUAAUUUUUUUUUUUUUUUUCAUACAAAGUCCUUGUUGCAUUGUGUUAAUUUUUGGAGUCAUGUAUGAUGUCUAAACAUAUUUAACAUGGUUGGUUUUUACUGAUUCCUAAAGAAUAUUUAAAUCCUUUCAUUUUAAGAGUGUCUGUGUGUUUUUAUAUGUGCCAGCAGGAGCAAGACGCUCCGAUAAGACAGGACAAUGAAUGCUAGAAUGUUAGAUUUUCGAAUACAGAGGAAUAUUCAUUGCGCAAUGUUGCAUCCAAAAUGAAGCUCUGUGAGCGCGUCUAAAUGUUUGCCAGCUUCUGUAGUUUUUGCAGGUAGCAGCAGAAGUUCUGAUGUCAGUGAUGCAUUGGGGUUUCAGUUUUUUUAAGUUUUGGAGCAAACUUUAAAAAAAGUUUAAAACGGCUCACUUAAAAAAAAUGUACAUGAUACCAAACGCUUUGUUUUUCAGCUAAAACAAUAACCACUUAUCUACAGACUCCCUCCACUCUUAUGUUGGUUUUCUGUCAUCUGAAGUAAAACCAGUGAAUCGUUUGGACUGUUUUGUAGAAAUGACGCUUGUAUGUUGUUCUAUGUCUUUCGAGUUGCAUUUGGGAGUAAACCUUGGCUGACAUCUGACAUUGAGUGAUUAAAAAAAAA